CUACACGCCCCUGGGCUACGAAGACGCGGUUACGUUUCGUGAGACUAGCACUGUGCUUACGAAACGCAGUCGGAGAACAGCUUCACGCUCUCGUUCUUGCUGAUAGUGAGCAACAUCGUCCAACAUGGAGGAUCUCAGUGAAGAUCAGAUCAGCGCGCUGAGGAAGGCCUUCGACUCCUUCGACACGGAGAAGUCAGGCUGCAUCACCGUCGAGACGGUGUCCACCAUCCUGCGUAUGAUGGGGCUCAAGGUCACUGAGAAGGCCCUUAAUGAGAUUGUCGAGGAGGUCGACGAGGAUGGUUCCGGCGAGCUUGAGUUCGAGGAGUUCUGUAUCCUGUCAGCCAAGUUCCUGAUUGAGGAGGACGAGGAAUCCUUGAAGGAGGAGCUCAAGGAAGCCUUCAGGAUAUACGACAAAGAGGGAAAUGGCUACAUCACCACGCAGGUGCUCAAGGAGAUCCUUAAGGAGCUGGACAACAGGCUCUCCGCCGAGGACAUCGAGGGCAUCGUGGAUGAGGUCGAUGAGGACGGUUCAGGAACCCUCGACUUCGAUGAGUUCAUGGAGAUGAUGACCGGAUAAAUUUUUUUGCAUGGCCAUGCCACUAUAUGGCCAUGCCACUAUAUGGCCAUGCCACCAUCAUUCACCUGUCGUCGAAGUCUACUCUGUUGCCACAUUUCCGGUCUUGAAAUCGCGCUAUUUUUGAAAGACGCCAAGCUUUGUAAUUUGGUUAUCCUUUCAUAUUUCAACCCUUAUCCAUAGCAGUCUCAUUAACUUACGCUACUCAUCUUUGUCUACGUCAAAAUUAGAACAUUUUCCGAAGCUCAUAAACUUGCUCUAGUCAUCUUACUCUGCGUCAGCUAUAGCAAAUGUUAUUCUUACCGGAAUCGCAUUUAGUUAUAAUUAAUAUUAUUUUGUGUUGUCUCCAUUACGGGCUGAAAACUCAUUCCUUUUUGUUAUGUUCGACUGCUGAAAUAUAGCGAGCAUCCUUAGUUACUUCUCAGGAUUCGAUUAUUAAAAAAAUUGCCGGGUUAAGUUGAUAAAUAAAUGCUAAUUUUGA
Hyalella azteca is the source of this 1055-nucleotide messenger RNA. RefSeq names its product troponin C. The transcript has 6 exons. The record is from RefSeq and is a predicted model, not a curated record. Gene Ontology annotation, molecular function: enzyme regulator activity; calcium ion binding. Bases 125 to 577 code for a protein of 150 amino acids. Lineage: Eukaryota; Metazoa; Arthropoda; Malacostraca; Amphipoda; Hyalellidae.